AUGUCGGAGUUCAACUUAUUGGAGUUACAAAAACAAUAUAUCAUUGAUCAAAUCAAAGGUAUACAGUUACCGGGGAAUUUGUAUACUUUGAUUCUUGAUGAUAAAACCGAAUCGAUCUUAUAUCAGGUGAUUAAAAAGGAACAAUUACUUAGAAUCGUUACCUCGAUUGAGAAGUUAGAUGAUAAGAGGAAACAACAAACUUUCUUAGAAGCCAUAUAUUUCAUUGAACCAACGAUCUAUACAUUGAAUUGUGUCAUAGGAGAUGUUAUCACUCAUAAAUAUAGGAAAGGAUGGGGGUUAUUUUUACCUAUUUUACCUAAUGAUAAUCAAAUCUAUCAAUUUUAUCAAAGUUCCAAAUUCUUGAAUAACCCUAAAGUUCAAAAUUACUUUGAUUUUGGGGAAAAUAUCACUUUUAUUCAAUCAAAUUUCUUCCCUAUUGAACAACGAGUGUUUUUAACCGACAAUAAAACCGAUAAUUCAAUGGCUAUUUAUUAUAAUGAGAAUUGUAGUGAUUUAGUAUUAGCUCAAAUAAGGAAAGUUGCCAAAAGUUUAGUUAAUUUGAUGGUUAUUACCGGAGAAUAUCCUUUAAUUCGAUUUUAUUCUCCACAAAAUCAACAUUUUUAUAAAGCAACUCGAUUAAGUGAAUUAAUAGCUGAUGAAUUUCAAAAUCAAAUUGAUGAAUAUGCUAGAAAUAAUCAUGAUUUCCCUCCUAUUGAAAAUCAAGAGAAACCAAGAUCUAUUUUAUUGAUUACUGAUAGAACUAUUGAUUUAUAUGCUCCUUUAUUACAUGAAUUUACUUAUCAAGCAAUGUCAAUGGAUAUAGUACCAAGUUUAGAACGAGAAGGUAUCUAUAAAUAUAAGAGUGAAAAUGAAAAGGGAGAAAUAUCGGAAAUUACCAAUAGUUUAACUAAUGAAAAUGAUGAAGAUUGGAUAAAUUUAAGACAUUUACAUAUUAUUGAAAGUAGUGAAUUGAUUAUUAAUAAGAUUAAUGAUUUAAUUAAGAAUAAUCCUUUAAUGGUAGAUAGAUCCAAAGCCACCACAUCUUCAGAUUUAAUGCAUAUAGUUGCCAAUUUAAAAGGUUUUGAUAAGGAAAGGAAACAAUUGAUGUUACAUAAAACCUUAAUUGAUGAAUGUCUCGAUAGGAAUGACGAAAGGAAAUUAGCGGAAUUUGCUGCAGAUUUUGAACAAACUUGUUGUGCUGAAGGAUUCAGUUUUGAAGGUAAUAGAAAUAAGACUUUACAUGAUGAUUUGAUUGUUUUACUUGCUAGAGAUGAUUUAACUGUCAAUGAUAAAAUGAGAUUGGUAUUAAUUUAUGGUUUAUAUAGAGGAGGAUUGAUUGAACAAGAUUUUAUGAAAUUAGUGAAAUUCAUCGGAGUUAAAGAUACUCAAAUUAUCUCCCUUAUUUCCAGAUGUUUCUAUAAUCUUCAUAAAUUAGGUUUACCAAUAGUUAAACUGAAAGUUACUGAUCCCAAAGUACAAAAGAAAUUAUUCCAUACUAUUAAUAAUGAUGGAACUUAUAACACCUCAAGAUUUGGACCGGGGAUUAAAUCUAUUUUACAAUAUUUGAUCAAAUAUCAAUUAGACGAAGAAUGGUUCCCAUAUUUCAGAGAUAAACCUUUAGAAGAUGAUAUUCCAGCUAAUAUUGAUAUCAAUAAUAAUCAUGUGAAUCCUAGUAACUCAUUAAGGAAUUCUCGUAUCAAAGCUUCAUGGGCUCAAUCAUCAACCAAAAUUAAUACCAUUAAAAAUAAGCAAAGAAUUUUCUGUUAUGUCGCUGGAGGUAUGACAUAUUCUGAGACUCGUUCAAUCUAUGAAUUAUCCAAAAGUUUAAAUAAAGAUUUCUAUAUUGGUUCAGAAACCAUUUUAAAACCAAGAGAUUUCUUAAUAGGUUUACAACUGAUGGAUAAAAUGAAACAAUUACCUGAUUUGAAUUUAAAUUUAUAUAAGGAAUUGACCGAUAAUCGUGAACCUCCAGUUUAUCUAUUUGAAAGUGAAAACAAAAAUCAUUUACAAUCUCGAGUUCCAUCCGCCUCGUCCAAUGGAUCGGCGACCCCGACAAUUCAACUGAAUCAAAAUCAAAUGAAUCAAAGUCAAAUGAAUCAAAUGAAUAUUGAUUUCAAUAAAUUUAAUAUCAAUUCUCAACCUAAUACCAAUUUACCUAGUCAUUAUCAAAAAAGAUCCAGUCAGAUCCAACCUGAAGAAAAAAAGGAAAAGAAAACUUCUAAAUUGAAGAAAUUAUUUAGAUAA
Messenger RNA from Yamadazyma jaroonii, 2244 nucleotides. The record is from the annotation of a GenBank genome assembly. NCBI's taxonomy places the organism in Eukaryota, Fungi, Ascomycota, Pichiomycetes, Serinales, Debaryomycetaceae.